UGCAGCAGUGUGUGCGGUCUCUGUUCUUGUGUUUGUGUCGGUCUUGAUUCCUUGUUUUUUCUCUCUAUCUUCCUCAUCACUCGCAGCGUUCUCUCUCUAGAUCAUAAGCCAAAUUUCGAUUUCGCUACUCGUCUUUCAUUUCUACCAUCAUUUGAUCUUGCUCUGUCUCUGUCUAUCUCUCUCACGACCUUUCUUUCUCUCUUGGUGUAUCGUGCGUCGUCAAUCAUUUCCAUAAUCGAUAUUUCGUACACUAACUGUACUGAAAAUCUGUGAUUCGCCGUCCCCUUCUCCAAGUCUUUCCUAACUCUAGUCUAUUUUCUUCAUCUACGAAUCCGAUCUCAUUAGGAUUUUUAGCUCCAAAUCGUGAUCACCCUUUUGAGGUAUCGAGCUAUAGUCAUCUGGGUUUCUCUUAGAUCAUCAAAAUAGCUAGUGAAAAUGGUGGAUCCAAGUGAAAUAGGAUCAGAGUCUGAGGGCACAAAUAGGAAAUACCCAGAUGGAGAAUCAUCAAUAGAGAGCCCAAACGACCACGGAAAGAAGACAUGCGCAGACUGUGGCACCACCAAGACUCCUCUUUGGAGAGGCGGUCCAGCCGGGCCCAAGUCACUGUGUAAUGCUUGUGGGAUCAGGAGCAGAAAGAAGAGGAGAGCUAUAUUGGGUCCUAACAAAACAGAGGAAAAGAAAGCAAGAAAAGGCAAUAACAAUAAGCUUGGUGAUGGAUUGAAGCAGAGAUUGUGGGCCUUGGGUAGGGAUGUGAUGAUGCAGAGAUCAACGGUGGAGAAGCAACGGAGGAAGCUAGGAGAGGAAGAACAGGCUGCUGUGCUAUUGAUGGCAUUGUCUUAUGGUUCUGUUUAUGCCUAGGUGUUUGUCUCUUUUUUUGGGGAAAUAAUGAAAUAUCAAGAAUUCAAAAUGAAUUCAAAAAUAUGUUCUUACCCAAUUUGUAAUUUUGGGUUGAUGUGGUCUGCAAUUUUUUGAACGUUUGUUAGGUUUAUAAUUUUCUAGUAUUAUUACUAACUUGUAUGGUGGGGUUUUGGAGGGGAAGGGGUUGGAGGAGAAAGUGUAAGAAAGUGAAGAUUUCAUUCUAUUUUUCCUAACAUAGUGUAAUUUAUGUUUGUUGUCACUUUAGCCUU
Tripterygium wilfordii is the source of this 1127-nucleotide messenger RNA. Its product is annotated as GATA transcription factor 15-like. Lineage: Eukaryota; Viridiplantae; Streptophyta; Magnoliopsida; Celastrales; Celastraceae. The record is from RefSeq and is a predicted model, not a curated record. Gene Ontology annotation, molecular function: sequence-specific DNA binding; zinc ion binding. The coding region runs from base 436 to 858 and encodes 140 amino acids. The transcript has 3 exons. Gene Ontology annotation, biological process: regulation of DNA-templated transcription.